Messenger RNA from Iphiclides podalirius (scarce swallowtail), 504 nucleotides. NCBI's taxonomy places the organism in Eukaryota, Metazoa, Arthropoda, Insecta, Lepidoptera, Papilionidae. The record is from the annotation of a GenBank genome assembly.
AUGCGCACGUUUAUCGCAGUCGGCCGGGACGCGGCGCGUUUCGCUUUCCUGGCGUGGCGUGCGAGCCACCGGCGAACCGUGCGCUCGUACCUAACUCACGACAAGCCUGGCCGGUUCCGUGCAAGCGACAAUUUAGCGAACAAUGACGGAGCUCCACCGCAAAUACACACGAUGUCUCCGGAUUCUGCGGUGGCGGUGAGCCGCGCCCGCGCCGCCGCCGCCUCCGCCAAUAAAUCUCCGGGCUUUCCCCCGAUUUCCCGGCGUCCCGCCGCGUCCGGCGCCCCGGCGGCCGCCUCUUAUAAAUUACCAACACGGCCGCGCCAUAAAUCACACAAUGGCCGGCGCAAAUGCGUUUACUAUUGUUUGAACACGCGCCGCGACGUCGAUUCGGUGGCCGCGCCGAUGACCGACGCCCCGACUGCCGCUGUCAGUGGUGGACUCAAUUAUUGCGCAUUCGAACGUCUUGGGUUAGAAGUUGGGGUUGCUAAUUGUUAUUUUCCCGAC